AUGCCAUUUCGACUGCCAAAGUCAGUAGAUUUUGGCAUACGAAGCAUACAUUUCGUCAAACCUUUACCUUUUGAUAUAAAUAAGGGUCUCGCACCAUUAUUUUCAAACGACGCCUUGAAGGAAUUAUGGGAGUAUCAGUCUUCUCUCAUUGAUACACUAAACGGACUUGUUGCCGAAGAUACGGAAUUCGAGCAGGAGCACAUAUAUAAUGUCAUUGUGAAAACUGCGCAAGUGCCUGAGAAGGCCCAGUUAUUUAAUUGCGCGUCUCAAGUGUGGAACAAUGAUUUCUUUCUGCAAACCUUGGAAUGUCACGGUUCCGACAAGCGAUCAACUCCACUUCAGAAUUCGAGUGAAAGUAUCAGAGAUGAAUUUGGAUCGUUCGAAGAUUUUCAGAAACACUUUAAGUACAUGGCCUUGGGCUUGUUUGGUUCAGGCUGGACAUGGCUUGUAUUAACCGAAUUUCGCGUCCUCCGAGUGAUCAACACAUAUAAUGCAGGAACUACUCUCGACACGACACGACUUCAGCCUUACGAUCCCAACAACUUUCCCUCACCGCUUCCGAACUCACCGUUCCUUUUCACCGCCACUUCUCCAUUCUCGCCAACGGCCAAUAUUAACGAAUCAACGAAACCUCUUCCACCACCACUCAUAAAGUUGGCUCAGGAACCACCGCACAAAUCUAAAUUCACUCCCAUUUUGGGAUUGAACUGGAAGAACGAAUCACUGCCUACAAAUCGCGAGCAGAUUACAUUUUUACGCCAAUUCCAGGAAUUAAUUCCACAAGGUCAAAUAUCAACCGAGCAAGGAUUGGAAAUCCUGAAAAAAAUGAUAAUUUACCCAUCACAGAGACUACUUGACUUGAGAUGGGUAUCUCUUCUUUUUGAAAAUCGUUAUGAUUCAACCAUUUUGAAUUCUAUUUUGUCAAAUCAAAAGAGUCUUAAACCGAUCAACGAGAAUAGCCAUCUCUAA
This is a messenger RNA of Acaulospora colombiana, 969 nucleotides long. The record is from the annotation of a GenBank genome assembly. Lineage: Eukaryota; Fungi; Glomeromycota; Glomeromycetes; Diversisporales; Acaulosporaceae.